UUAGCCGUCUAUAACAGGCAGGCUCAAGAAUGGAGCUUUCUGAACGGCUGAUCAAAGAAAACAUCUGCGUCUAUCUUUAUAUCGAACAGCAGUACCUGAUAUUAUCAUUGUGAUGUGAAAAACAUUUUUAUUUACUAAUGUAAUCUAAAUACCGUUAGGAUAAGUUUGGCUUUCAUGAGUUCCUGAUCUCAAGAAAACAAUGUGCCGGUGUUCCGAAAAAUGAAUGGGUAUGGAACUAGACGGUCAUAUAAUCGCCUAGAAUGCGUCCAGAUGCCGCAGGCGCUCUGUGGAAGGAUCAGCUGUUGGAAGCUGCUGAAACCGACUCUGUGUGUGACAUCCAGCGACUGUUGCAGACCCCCAUAAAAGUGACAAAAGAACUUCAAGAUGACUCAAUUGAGGCAGUUUAUUUAGCCCUUAAGAAAGGUAAAUGGAAGGUGCUUCUAGAAAUACUGACAAGCAGGAUUUUCAAAGAGAAGCACAAACAGCGACUGCUAACGGAGUUUCCAAAUCUAUUGUAUUACACAGUUUCACUUUGCGAGGACUAUAAAAAAGUUGUGAGGAGGAUGUGUCAUACUCUAGCCCUGCCAGACACAACUGUCUCUGAAAUUUUUGGAUUGCUCAAUGAAGAUGGUUUUUCAGCCUUGCACCUUGCUGCCAUAGACGGAGAUGUCGAUUCAGCGAGAAGGAUACUGGCCCUUGGUGGUAGCGGUUAUAUACCCUCUCAAGAUGGGAACACAGCACUCUCUUUGUCCAUUGCUUUCAAUCAUCCACACUUUUGGAAAUUCGUUCUGCCAUUCUCUAAUGUGAAUACUUGUGACAACGACUGUGAUACGCCUCUAAUGUUUGCCUGUUGGAGACGCCAGCAUAAACUUGUGAACGCCCUCAUCCAGAGUGGAGCUGAUUGCAAUGCAAGAAGUAAGCUUCAUACCAGUGCCUUAUGGAAUGCUGUGUACAAGUGUUCCUACCAUUGUGUUCGGAUACUCCUUGAGAGUGGUGCUGACAUGACAGUGCGUUGUGAAGGGACUUACUUAUUUCUGAACGAAGAAAGUGACGGUGGAGAAGAAGGAAGCAUUAAACAGAUAUACCCAGGCGCUUUUCGUUCAUUAUUGUGGGUGUGUGUUGAUAGAUGUGGACAAAGACAAAAUAGAAGUAGAAGCAGUUGCCUGCAAAUCUUAUCACUCUUACUUGCUGCUGGUUAUGAUCCAACACAAGAUCACUGGAUAAAAAAGUUGGCCUCAUUUCACCGUCCAGAGAGACCUUUAAAUGUAUCAAAACCAGCACACUGCCUUCCUUUUAAUGUCGUCAAUGAUUCAGGAUUAAUUAAUCUUCUGAUGUAUGUUUAUGCUCAACCACUUCAACUAAGAAGUUUAUGUCGCAAUAAAAUAAGAUUACUGUUUGUAGAGAACAAAACCACUCUGUCUUUCAAGAAAUGGGUGUCAGCUUUGAAAGUUGGGGUCAAUACAUCACAGUUUCUGACCCUGCAAUAUUUGUGAAAAGAGUAGUAGCUUUCAUUGCUUUGUUCAUGGAAGUAUAGAAACUAUGGAAUAGUGGGACAGUUAUUUUAGUUCGCCCUGAGAAAAGGGAAAAGAGGAAAUGUUCCCCUCAAUUAUACUCACAUUACAGUGAGAUUGAGAUUGAGCUAUUCCAAGCUCUUGUGAAUAAUACAAGUAAUGUCUGCUUUAGGUAUAGUUCAGCGAAGAUCAUAUGUUAGGUUACAACAAGUAGCUUCUGCUUGAAAAUCAACAGAAACCUUCAUACCUUUGAGUUUGUAUGUCAUGUCAACUUCAACAUAAUGGAGAGAAGAUG
Aplysia californica (California sea hare) is the source of this 1806-nucleotide messenger RNA. RefSeq lists its product as uncharacterized. The record is from RefSeq and is a predicted model, not a curated record. Gene Ontology annotation, biological process: regulation of barbed-end actin filament capping. Gene Ontology annotation, cellular component: nucleus; cytoplasm. The transcript is spliced from 3 exons. NCBI's taxonomy places the organism in Eukaryota, Metazoa, Mollusca, Gastropoda, Aplysiida, Aplysiidae. The coding region runs from base 261 to 1493 and encodes 410 amino acids. Gene Ontology annotation, molecular function: protein binding.